Bombina bombina (fire-bellied toad) is the source of this 2370-nucleotide messenger RNA. It is a transcript of the gene NCK2, whose product is annotated as NCK adaptor protein 2. NCBI's taxonomy places the organism in Eukaryota, Metazoa, Chordata, Amphibia, Anura, Bombinatoridae. Gene Ontology annotation, biological process: negative regulation of endoplasmic reticulum stress-induced eIF2 alpha phosphorylation; negative regulation of PERK-mediated unfolded protein response; positive regulation of endoplasmic reticulum stress-induced intrinsic apoptotic signaling pathway. The coding region runs from base 375 to 1517 and encodes 380 amino acids. The transcript has 6 exons. Gene Ontology annotation, molecular function: protein binding. The record is from RefSeq and is a predicted model, not a curated record.
UGCUGGUUCAUGAGAGAGAGGGAUACAGGAACUGCUAGGGAUAAGGAAUCUUACAUUACACCGGGCCCGGGAGGUUGAAAGAGAAACAAAGACAGGGGUCCUCUCACUAAAAUCGCUGUAGAAGAAAGUACAGAGAGAUUUUUGUCUCCCUAGCAGAGUCACAGGGAAGGCAAAGAGAGACAACAGCCCCCUUGUAGGGCAGUGACAGAAAGUAAUGGACAAUGCAUAAGUGAAGCAAAAAAAGAAAGUUUUUUUUAGGGUAAAUUUACGACAUUUGAAUGUGCAUGUUCAGCACUCUGGUGGGACUUUGAGGAUAGUUCAAUUGAUUGUUCAGUUUUAAACAACCAACGUGGCGCAUAUCGACUCCAUGAAAGAUGACAGAGGAGGUCAUUGUUAUUGCCAAGUGGGAUUAUACGGCACAACAGGACCAAGAACUUGAUAUAAAGAAAAAUGAACGUUUAUGGCUGCUAGAUGACUCGAAAACAUGGUGGAGGGUGCGAAAUGGUGCUAACAAAACAGGAUAUGUGCCAUCAAACUAUGUGGAACGAAAGAAUAGUUUAAAAAAGGGAUCGCUGGUUAAAAAUUUGAAAGACACGCUGGGUUUGGGCAAAACAAAAAGGAAGACAAGUGCUCGAGAUGCCUCCCCCACACCAAGCACUGAUGCAGAGUAUCCAUCCAACGGAAGCGGUUCAGACCGGAUCUAUGACUUAAACAUUCCAGCUUAUGUUAAGUUUGCAUAUCUUGCUGAAAGAGAUGAUGAGCUGUCUCUGGUUAAAGGAUCUCGGGUGAUGGUGAUGGAAAAGUGCAGUGAUGGCUGGUGGCGUGGGUCACACAAUGGACAGGUUGGAUGGUUUCCAUCAAACUAUGUUGUGGAGGAAGGGGAUGAAGCAACAGCAGAUUCCCCCAGUUUUCUUAGUUUGAGAAAAGGAGCAUCUAUGAGCAAUGGGCAAAACACUAAAAUACUCCACAUUGUUCAGACACUUUAUCCAUUUAGUUCUGUUACUGAAGAAGAGCUUAACUUUGAGAAAGGAGAGAUUAUGGAGGUGAUUGAAAAACCAGAAAAUGACCCUGAAUGGUGGAAAUGUAAAAACUCAAGUGGACAAAUUGGCCUUGUUCCCAAAAACUAUGUUGUAAUUUUAAGUGAUGGCCCUUCCAUGAACAGUUCACAUGUAAAUCAGAUAAGCUACACAGGGCCUGCUUGUACGGGACGUUUUGCAGGGAGACCAUGGUAUUAUGGGAGUGUUACACGCCAUCAAGCUGAAUGUGCCCUGAAUGAAAGAGGAGUUGAAGGAGAUUUCCUUGUUAGAGACAGUGAAUCUUCGCCUAGUGACUUUUCCAUAUCAUUGAAAGCAUCAGGAAAGAACAAACACUUUAAGGUGCAGCUGGUGGACUCUGUGUAUUGCAUUGGGCAACGACGAUUUAAGAACAUGGAUGAAUUGGUGGAACAUUACAAAAAAGCCCCUAUCUUCACAAGUGAACAUGGAGAAAAAUUAUAUCUAGUUAAAGCACUACCGUGACAGCAAACUUAAUAAAGGCCUAGGUCACUCAGGCCUUUUCAACUACAAGCCUUAGUUCCAAUAAUACUUCCAUGGAACAGAGCCAUCCCUACAAUGGAAGCAAUUUUAAAAUAUUGGCUACACAAUACCACAGACACUCUUACAUUGUUAUUUUAUCUUUUUUAUUUGUGUGUUUAUGUCCUUUCUGUUUGUAAGUCAUCUUGCCCUCAGGUUAAACACCUCACUCAAUUGUAAGCACUCACUGUCAUGCCUUGGUUCUAAGUCUCCUAUUUGGCAUAUGUUUACAGUACAUAGCUAGUUGUGGCUAGCAAUAAAAUAAGUAGGAGUCAACUUGAAACAGUGUUAAUGUACUCUAAAUUGUAUUAUUAUGUUAAAAAAAAAGUGUAUUGAAAUAUAUUAGGCACAGCUGAAAUGCACUGAUGCUGCAGCAUUUUCAUUAUUGUAGACAAACUCCUAACAGUUGUAGCCACAAGUUUUGUAGCCUUGUUGCUUACCAGGUAGUUUACUCGAAACAUUCAUAGAUUAUAGAAUCACACUGUAAAGUACUCUUCAACAACAAUAUUUGUCAACCUCCAUAAAGAGUACAUAAAGUGAUGUAGCAGUACUUUAUAAAUGACUUUGGUAAUUAUGGAUUGUAGCAAAUAGUGUAUUGGAUAUAUAAUUACUACAAAAAUAGCAAGUUUGUGAGCAAAGACUCCACAGUUUUCAUCUAAGAUAACCAAAUGUGCCAUCCACACAUUUUCUCUUGCUUGUUAUAGUUAAACAAAUAUGUAUUUCAUUCUGAAGUAAUAUGUAUGUUUAGCUGAUUGUCAGCGCUAAUUAUACAGAGAGAAUAAAACAGAUCUUUUUGAAA